This is a messenger RNA of Gadus macrocephalus (Pacific cod), 1478 nucleotides long. RefSeq names its product ISY1 splicing factor homolog (gene isy1). The coding region runs from base 196 to 1047 and encodes 283 amino acids. The transcript is spliced from 12 exons. NCBI's taxonomy places the organism in Eukaryota, Metazoa, Chordata, Actinopteri, Gadiformes, Gadidae. The record is from RefSeq and is a predicted model, not a curated record. Gene Ontology annotation, cellular component: post-spliceosomal complex; catalytic step 2 spliceosome; Prp19 complex. Gene Ontology annotation, biological process: mRNA 3'-splice site recognition; generation of catalytic spliceosome for second transesterification step.
UCCGGGGUACUGCUUCCGGUUUGACUGGCGCAUGAGUUACUUUUGUGUUUGGGCGGUUUAUCAACAAAUGAAAAUAUAUAUAUAUACAACAUAAGAGUAUAUAUAUAUACAUAUUCAUAUAAUAUAGUCAUCCGACUAACUUGCAUAUAUUACUACAAUUGACUGAUCUACAGAGAAGAACCCUAAACCGCAGACAUGGCUCGUAAUGCUGAGAAGGCCAUGACGGCUCUGGCCAGAUUCAGACAAGCCCAGCUGGAAGAGGGCAGAGUAAAGGAGAGGAGACCGUUCCUGGCGUCGGAGUGCUCUGAUCUCCCUAAAGCUGAGAAGUGGAGGAGACAGAUCAUCAGUGAGAUCUCUAAGAAAGUGGCGCAGAUCCAGAAUGCCGGUCUGGGGGAGUUCCGUAUCAGGGAUAUGAACGAUGAGAUCAACAAACUGCUGAGGGAGAAAGGUCACUGGGAGGUCAGGAUCAAGGAGCUGGGAGGGCCCGACUACGGAAGAGUCGGACCGAGGAUGCUGGACCACGAGGGGAAGGAGGUGCCUGGUAACCGCGGUUACAAAUACUUUGGAGCCGCCAGAGACCUGCCAGGGGUCCGGGAGCUGUUUGAGAAGGAACCGGCCGCUCUCUCCCGUAGGAACCGGGCGGAGCUGAUGAAGGACGUGGAUGCCGAGUACUACGGUUACCGUGACGAAGACGACGGAGUCCUUCUUCCUCUGGAGCACGAGUACGAGAAACAAGCGGUGGUGGAGGCGGUGGAGCGCUGGAAGGCGGAGCUCUCUUCUCGGCUAGCAGGAGGUCAGAAGGAGGAGGAGGAGGAGGAAGAGGAGAGCCUCUACGCCAAGGGAACGGAGGAGGGGGAUGAGUUGAUGUUAGAGCAGCAGGAAGAAGAGGAGGGCCUAGAGAGCUUCAUCGCCCACGUCCCCGUGCCCUCGCAGAAGGAGGUGGAGGAGGCUCUGGUCCGGAGGAAGAAGAUGGAGCUGCUUCAGCGCUACGCCAGCGAGACGCUAAUGGCCCAGAGCCAGGAGGCCAAGACCCUGCUGGGCCUCUAGAGACAGACAGACAGGCAGACAGACAGACCCUGCUGGGCCUCUAGAGACAGACAGACAGACAGACAGGCAGACAGACAGACAGACAGACCCUGAUGGGCCUGUAGAGACCAACAGAAAGACGGACGGACAGACCGAAGGACAGACAGACAGACAUGUCCUGCUGGGUCCUUAGAGACCAACAGGAAGGCAGACAGACAGACAGGCCCGGCUGGGUCUUUAGAGACAGACAGACAGACAGGCAGAAGGACAGACAGACAAACAGUCCGUAGAGACGGACCGACAGACAGAAAGAAAGGGGUGUGUGUGUGUGUGUGUACGUGUUGACACUUGCGUGUGUGGGUAUGUAUGUGUGGGUGUGUGUCCUGAGUAUUAAUGGAUGUUUUUUCUAUAAGCUGUUUUCCUAAUAAAAUAUCAGUGAAAGUUACACUCUC